This is a messenger RNA of Puccinia triticina, 888 nucleotides long. RefSeq lists its product as uncharacterized. Gene Ontology annotation, biological process: G1/S transition of mitotic cell cycle; regulation of G2/M transition of mitotic cell cycle; protein phosphorylation. Gene Ontology annotation, molecular function: cyclin-dependent protein serine/threonine kinase activity; ATP binding; cyclin binding. Lineage: Eukaryota; Fungi; Basidiomycota; Pucciniomycetes; Pucciniales; Pucciniaceae. The record is from RefSeq and is a predicted model, not a curated record. The transcript has 12 exons. Gene Ontology annotation, cellular component: cyclin-dependent protein kinase holoenzyme complex; nucleus; cytoplasm. The coding region runs from base 1 to 888 and encodes 295 amino acids.
AUGCACCCAAUGGAAAACUACAACAGGCUCGAGAAGGUCGGUGAAGGAACUUAUGGCGUGGUUUACAAGGCGAAGGAUCUACGAACUGGCGAAAUUGUAGCAUUGAAGAAAAUCCGGCUCGAGGCUGAAGACGAGGGGGUACCCAGCACAGCAAUCCGCGAAAUCAGUUUAUUAAAAGAGAUGGAUGAUGAGAAUAUUGUGCGACUUUUAGAUAUCUGCCAUGCCGAAGCAAAACUUUUUCUUGUCUUCGAAUUCCUUGAUCUCGACCUUAAACGGUACAUGGACAAAAUCGGAGAUGGGGACGGAAUGGGUCCUGCGAUCGUCAAAAAAUUUUCCUACCAACUGUGUCGAGGGGUGUGCUACUGUCAUGGCCAUCGAAUCUUACAUCGAGACUUGAAGCCGCAAAACCUACUAAUCGACAAAGACGGGAACUUGAAGUUGGCGGAUUUCGGUUUAGCACGAGCGUUCGGGAUCCCUCUCCGAAGUUACACUCACGAAAUCGUUACAUUAUGGUACCGUGCCCCUGAGGUUUUAUUAGGAAGCAGACAUUACUCCACAGGUGUUGAUAUGUGGUCAGUGGGAUGCAUCAUUGCGGAAAUGAUAUCCAAGCAACCCCUAUUCCCUGGUGAUUCGGAAAUCGAUGAGAUUUUCCGUAUUUUCCGUCUGUUGGGAACUCCUAACGAGACUAUCUGGCCGGGAGUCCAAACUUUACCCGACUACAAGCCUGGAUUUCCCCAAUGGUCUGCCAAAGAUAUCGGCUCCCAAGUCCAAAAUUCCAACGCGGUUAGCGUCGAUUUGAUAGCCAAAAUGUUGGUAUACGAUCCGGCAAAACGAGCUUCUGCUAAAUCUUCAUUGAAGCAUCCAUACUUCGAUGGGACGGAAACAUAG